Messenger RNA from Recurvomyces mirabilis, 351 nucleotides. It is a transcript of the gene MHF1, whose product is annotated as MHF histone-fold complex component. The record is from RefSeq and is a predicted model, not a curated record. The coding region runs from base 1 to 351 and encodes 116 amino acids. The transcript has 2 exons. Lineage: Eukaryota; Fungi; Ascomycota; Dothideomycetes; Mycosphaerellales; Teratosphaeriaceae. Gene Ontology annotation, biological process: replication fork processing; resolution of meiotic recombination intermediates. Gene Ontology annotation, molecular function: protein heterodimerization activity; chromatin binding. Gene Ontology annotation, cellular component: FANCM-MHF complex.
AUGAAUUGGGAAAUCACUCCUUCCAUCGCCAAGAUGACUGGACCACAAGAGGACGACGCGGAGAAGGAGGGCAAGCUGAAAGCAGCCUUGUGGUACAGUGUAGGCCAGACUGUGGAUGCUGUUGCAAUAUCCCAAGACCUCAACGCCACACCUCAUUUUAUUGGAGGUCUAAGUGAAAUGUGCUGGGCUCAGAUUGAGACGAUUGCGCAGGAUUUAGAAGCCUUCGCGAAGCAUGCUGGACGCACGACGAUCAACGCCGAAGAUGUACUUCUGCUUGCCCGACGGAACGAGGGCCUGGCUUCGAUCUUGCAAGCUGAAGCCAAGGCUGCGAAGGAGAAGGACGCCCGAUGA